AUGCCACAGACUGCUGCCGCCGUCCGUCGCACUCAAGAACUACCGUCUUCGUGGUCUCGGGCCUCUCGCCGGAUCCUCCGCUUCGUGUGCUCGCAUCUCCCCUCUCUCCUCUGUGCUCGGCUGCUCGCGCCUCCCUCCGCCAGUGAGUGCUCGAGCUGUGCGCGUUGGUUACUGCUCGUUGUCCGUGGUUGUCUCUGCUCGAUUCUGCCUCCCAGUGUCACUCGAGUCUCGUCUCGGUCACUGGCAUCUCGUGGUUCGUCUGUCUCGUCGCCGGCGGCAGAAGCAACUCGUGGGGUUGUCUCUUGCUUCGUCGCCUUCUGUGGGGUGGUUGCCGACUCGCCUUCAACCGUUGCUUCAUGGUUUCAGGCACCGGAUAAGGCGCCAUUGAAAGAUGGUUCAAGCAUCAAUCAGCUUCUUGGUAUUAAAGGAGCUGCUCAAGAUUCAAAUAAAUGGAAGAUUCAAGUUCAAUUUACAAAAUCUGUCACUUGGCCUCCGUUGGUUUGGGGUGUAGUUUGUGGUGCCGCUGCUUCUGGAAAUUUCCAUUGGACUAUUGAGGAUGUUGCUAAAUCAAUUGCGGGCAUGUUGAUGUCUGGCCCGUUUUUAACAGGAUAUACUCAGACUAUAAAUGAUUGGUAUGACCGAGAAAUCCGAAUUCCUUCUGGGGUUAUAUCUGAGAACGAGGUUAUCACUCAAACAUGGGUGCUGCUACUAGGAGGUCUUGGCUUGGCAGGUCUAUUAGACGUAUGGGUUGUAAAGUGGCGAUGUCCAAAGCAAAGCCUAUCUCCCAACCCCGAUCCCGGAUUUGGUUGUCCAAAGAAAAGCCUAGCUCCCAAUGCUGAUGCCGGUUUUGGAUUUCCAAAGAAAACCAUACCUCCCAAGAAAAGCCUUCCUCCUAACCCUGAUACUAGUUUCCAGAAAAUGGUCCUUUAUUUAGAGUCUAUAGGUCUAGACUCUUUCUCAGUUAUCGAAAAUCAUCCGAAGUUGAUCACUGCCUCCCUCGAUGACAUUAAAUCUACAGUGGAAUACAUUAUGUCCAUGGACUUCACCACGACCGAGUUUCGACGCAUAGUUGGCAUGUGCCCGGAUGUUUUGACCACCCACGUCUCGGACAUCAUACCCGUCUUUACCUUCCUUCUCCGCGAGGCUCAUGUAAAAGGCUCGGAUAUUAAAAGGGUCAUACAUCGCCGCCCGAGGUUGCUCGUUUGCAGUGUCAAUAACCAACUCCGUCCUACACUUUACUACCUCCAAAGUAUUGGCAUAGAAGAGGUAAGUAGGCACACUGAUUUGCUAUCAUGUAGUGUCCAAGAAAAGCUUAUACCCCGAAUAGAUUACUUCGAGAAUAUCGGGUUUUCUCGACGCGAUGCAACUACCAUGUUUCGAAGAUUUCCUCCACUGUUUUGCUACAGUAUUAAGAAUAAUCUGGAGCCGAAAUACAAUUACUUUGUGGUGGAGAUGGGGAGAGAUUUGAAGGAGCUGAAGGAGUUUCCACAGUAUUUCUCAUUUAGCUUAGAGAAUAGAAUUAAGCCGAGGCAUAAACGCUGCAUAGAAAUGGGGGUGUGUUUCCCUCUCCCUGUGUUGUUAAAGAUGACCGAAAUGAGCUUUCAAAAUAGGUUAGAUCUAUGUGUAAAUUCCUCAACACCCUUGAAAAAAUCUCCUCUCUGGUGUAAUGCUUGUGAUAUUCAAGUAUAGAGAAAAAAAAUUAACAAUUGCAUUGCGUAUUUACAUUGCUUUUGAUGAA
Molecule: messenger RNA, 1738 nt
Organism: Arachis ipaensis
Lineage: Eukaryota; Viridiplantae; Streptophyta; Magnoliopsida; Fabales; Fabaceae
Source: RefSeq, a predicted model, not a curated record